AUGACUUCUAAAAUCGAUAAGACAAUUGCUCGGCAGCGAGAGAAGAUCGCCGCCGGUGCCUACUACGAAGCCCACCAACAGUUACGUGUUAUCGCUGCACGCUACAUCAAGCAGUCCAACUAUGAUGCUGCUGCUGAAAUCCUAGCUGGUGGUGCGAAGGCUUUGUUGAAAGCCGGAGCCCAACAGGGAGCUUCGGCAAGUGGUGGAGAUUUGGCAAUCAUGUCGGUGAUGGAAGUUUACAAUAAAUCCGAAUGGAGUAUCUCAGGGGAUCCUGAUGAUACAGAGGGCCGGGCACGGAAGAAGCGUCUGAUCGAGGUUUUGCGCGAGUUCCCAUCGGAGGAGCCGACGAGAAAGAGGUAUAUCCAGGAGGUCAUCGGAUGGAGCGGGCGUUGUGGUCCGCUAGAGCGAGGAGAUCCAGAGCUGCACCAUGCUGCAGGUUCGGUCUACGCAGAAGGUCGGUCUUGGAGCUUAGAUUCUUGUCGUCGAUUCCAUCUAACACGAAAUGAAAUCAUUGCAGAUAAUGAGCCAUACGAUGCCGAAAAACAUCUUAUACUGGGAACCUCAGAAUCGGCGGAGACAUUGGCGAAGCUCGAGUACGAGUGGUACACUCAUGACGACCCACACACUGCCGCCCUGUAUGCAUCACGAGCGGUCUUCCCAUACCUUACCACUGGCAAUCUUCGCAGUGCGAACAAGGCACUGCUUAUAUUUACUUCCCGGUUGUCGAUGGCAAACUCUUCUCUUGGCGUGCAAGACGUCAGCAGUUCUAGCUCUGAUAUUCGCGUGUAUCCUGCGCUCCCACUGCUCAACUUUCUUGGCUUGCUACUUUUGACCAUUCAACGGGGGAGUGCCGAUCUGUUCCGUCAGCUCACCAACCAUUAUGCGGCCCAGAUACGGGACGUGGGUAUCUGGGAUGAUGCGCUGGCUCAGAUUGGCGAGCAGUACUUUGCUAUCAAGAUUCCCCGACAAGGGAACCCGCUGAUGGAUAUGAUGGGCAGCAUGCUGUUUGGGGGUCAGGGCCAGGGCAACACCGGUGGAAGACGGCUGCCGGCAUCUAAGAAGAAGGUCGAGGCACCGCCGUCAAACAUGGAGCUCGACUAA
Penicillium taxi is the source of this 1101-nucleotide messenger RNA. RefSeq names its product protein GET4. The record is from RefSeq and is a predicted model, not a curated record. The transcript is spliced from 3 exons. Bases 1 to 1101 code for a protein of 366 amino acids. Gene Ontology annotation, cellular component: TRC complex; cytosol. Lineage: Eukaryota; Fungi; Ascomycota; Eurotiomycetes; Eurotiales; Aspergillaceae. Gene Ontology annotation, biological process: protein insertion into ER membrane. Gene Ontology annotation, molecular function: protein binding.